AUGUCCGGACACAGGCACCUCUCGAUCAAGGUCAAGGAGGCCAAGGGCAUCCCUGCGGCCGACUCGAACGGCAAGAGCGACCCCUACGUGGUGCUGACGAUCGGCGGCCAGAAGAAGAAGACGAAGAUCAUCCACAAGACCCUGGAGCCCAAGUGGUACGAGGAGUUCCGCUUCGACAUCGACGACUCGCAGCACGUGCUGCGGUUCGAGGUGUUCGACCACGACAAGUUCAGCAAGGACGACUCGCUGGGCCACUACGAGCUCAACCUCAAGACGGCCCAGAUUCCCAUCGGCCAGUGGACCCCCUUCACCCGCAACCUCAUCCACCCCAAGCAGUCGGGCGAGAUUCAGUUCGAGAUCAACAUCGCCUAA
This is a messenger RNA of Acanthamoeba castellanii str. Neff, 372 nucleotides long. RefSeq names its product C2 domain containing protein. The record is from RefSeq and is a predicted model, not a curated record. Gene Ontology annotation, molecular function: calcium ion binding. The transcript has a single exon. Lineage: Eukaryota; Discosea; Longamoebia; Acanthamoebidae. Bases 1 to 372 code for a protein of 123 amino acids.